This is a messenger RNA of Chrysochloris asiatica (Cape golden mole), 2064 nucleotides long. RefSeq names its product chloride channel, voltage-sensitive Kb (gene CLCNKB). Gene Ontology annotation, biological process: chloride transport; transmembrane transport. The coding region runs from base 1 to 2064 and encodes 687 amino acids. The transcript has 19 exons. Gene Ontology annotation, molecular function: voltage-gated chloride channel activity. Gene Ontology annotation, cellular component: membrane. The record is from RefSeq and is a predicted model, not a curated record. NCBI's taxonomy places the organism in Eukaryota, Metazoa, Chordata, Mammalia, Afrosoricida, Chrysochloridae.
AUGGAGGAGUUAGUGGGGCUGCGUGAGGGGUCUCCAGGGAACCCUGUAACUCUGCGGGAGCUGUGGAGCCCAUGUCCCCGAAUUCGAAAAGGCAUCCGAGAUGGCCUGGGAUGGCUGAAGCAGAAGCUGUUCCGUGAAGGUGAAGACUGGCACCUCCUGAUGACUUUAGGGGUGCUAAUGGCCCUCAUCAGCUAUACCAUGAACUUCGCUGUCAACCGUGUGGUUCGAGCGCACAAGUGGCUAUACCGGGAGAUUGGGGACAGCCACCUACUCCGGUAUCUCUCCUGGACUGUGUACCCCGUGGCCCUCGUCUCCUUCUCCUCGGGUUUCUCCCAAAGCAUCACGCCGUUCUCUGGAGGUUCUGGAAUCCCGGAACUGAAAACCAUCCUGUCUGGUGUGAUCUUGGACGAUUACCUGGAUAUCAAGAACUUCGGGGCCAAGGUGGUGGGCCUCAGCUGCACCCUGGCCAGCGGCAGCACUGUGUUCCUGGGCAAAGUGGGCCCCUUCGUGCACCUAUCGGUGAUGAUUGCCGCCUACCUGAGCCGCGUGCGUCUCAAGGCCACCAAAGAGUCUGAGAACAGGAGGAAGCAAAAGGAAAUGCUGGUAGUGGCUGCGGCCGUGGGCGUGGCCACAGUCUUCGCGGCGCCCUUCAGUGGCGUCCUGUUCAGCAUCGAGGUCUUGUCUUCCCACUAUUCCGUCUGGGAUUACUGGAGGUGCUUCUUUGCGGCCACCUGCGGAGCCUUCAUGUUCCGCCUCCUGGCUGUCUUCAACAGCGAGCAGGAGACCAUCACUUCCCUCUUCAAAACCGGUUUCCGGGUGGAUGUCCCCUUUGACCUGCCUGAGAUCUUCUUCUUUGUGGUGUUGGGGGCCAUCUGUGGCAUUCUCAGCUGUGCAUACCUCUUCUGCCAGCGAACUUUCCUAGGCUUCAUCAGGACCAAUCGCUUCACCUCCAAAUUGAUGGCCACCAGCAAGCCCGUGUACUCCACCCUGGCCACCUUGAUCCUUGCCUCCAUCACCUAUCCUCCUGGUGUGGGCCGCUUCAUGGCCUCUCGGCUGUCCAUGAAGGAGCACCUGGACUCCCUGUUUGAUAACAACUCGUGGGCACUCAUCACCCGGAACUCAUCCCCACCCUGGCCUGCAGAGCCUGACCCCCAGAACCUGUGGUUUGAGUGGUACCACCCGCAGUUCACCGUCUUUGGGACUCUUGCCUUCUUCCUAGUUAUGAAGUUCUGGAUGCUGAUUUUGGCCACCACGAUCCCCAUACCUGCUGGGUACUUCAUGCCCAUCUUUAUCUUUGGAGCUGCCACUGGGCGCCUCAUAGGGGAGGCCCUCUCUGUUGCCUUCCCCGAGGGUAUCAUAGCUGGAGGGAUCACCUACCCCAUCAUCCCUGGGGGUUAUGCCCUGGCAGGGGCUGCGGCCUUCUCAGGGGCAGUGACCCACACCAUCUCCACGGCUAUACUGGCCUUUGAAUUGACUGGCCAGAUUGUGCACGCACUGCCUGUGUUGUUGGCUGUGCUGGCAGCCAAUGCCAUUGCCCAAAGCUGCCAGCCCUCAUUCUACGAAGGCACUAUCAUCGUGAAGAAGCUGCCAUUCCUGCCAUGGAUCAGAGGCCGCAACAUCGGCAACCACCCGGUGAUUGUGGAGCACUUCAUGAAUGGUGCUAUCACUGUGCUGGCCAAGGACAUGUCUAUGGAGGAGGUGGUCAAGGUCGUGACCUCCACAGACGUGGCUGAGUACCCCCUGGUGGAGAGCACAGAAUCUCAAAUCCUUAUGGGUGUUGUACGAAGGGCCCAGUUGCUGCAGGCCCUCCAGGCUGAGCCACCUUCCUGGGUUCCGGAACACCAGCGGUGUCUCCAGGAUAUCUUGGCUAGGAGCUGUCCCAUGGAGCCUGUGACCCUUCAUUUGUCCCCAGAGACCUCCUUACACCAGGCACACAACCUCUUCGAGCUGAUGAACCUUCAUUCCCUCUUUGUGACGUUGCGAGGCAAAGCUGUGGGCUUCGUGUCCUGGGUGGAGUUGAAGAAAGCAAUUUCUAACCUGACGAAUCCACCGGCCCCAAAGUGA